UUACUUGGAACCUUCAUAGCAUUUUUUCUCUUCCUUGUUUUCAACUGUUUCUUCCUCUCCAAGAAAUCUCACAGCGGGCCUUUAUUCAAGUGGCCUAUCGUUGGGAUGCUUCCAGGAGUUGUCGCCCAAAUCCCUCGAAUAUUUGACUUGAUCGUUGAAACUCUUGAGGCCAACAAUCUAAAUUUUGCUUUCAAAGGGCCCUGGUUUAGUGGAACAGACUUGUUAUUGACCGCUGAUCCAAGGAAUAUCCAUCACAUGCUCAGCUCAAACUUUGCGAAUUACCCUAAAGGACCUGAAUUCAAGAAGAUCUUUGAUGUUUUGGGAGAUGGAAUCAUAGCUGUUGAUCUGCAAUUGUGGGAGGAUCGGAGGAAGUCAGGUCACGCCCUAUUUCACCAUCAAAAUUUCCUGAAGCUCUCAGCAAUUGAGUUUGGUGAAGCUGCGGAUGUCAUUGAAGAAGCGAUCUUCUAUAGACAUCUUAAACCGGUGAUGUUUUGGAGGCUUCAAAACUGGAUUGGUAUUGGACUUGACGGGAAGAUGAGAUCUGCUUCGGUCACUUUCAAUAGUCUGUUUGCAAAGAUCAUAUCUUCUAGAAGAGAGGAGAUAAUUCGCGGGGAAAAAGAGCCAUCAAUGGACGCAGUAACAUAUUAUUUAAAUUCGGACACGGCCAAAUAUAAGCUCUUGAAACCGAGUAAUGAUACGUUUAUAAGAGACACUGUUUUGAGUCUAUUGUUAGCAGGAAGGGACAGCACAAGCUCAGCUCUCUCUUGGUUCUUCUGGCUUCUAUCUAAGAAUCCUCAAGUUAUGAACAAGAUACGACAUGAGAUCAGCACAAAGUUUGAUCCUACAGAUCUUGAGAAGCUCGUGUAUCUACAUGCUGCCAUGUACGAAUCAAUGAGACUCUACCCACCAGUUCCCUUCAACCACAAGUCUCCUGCAAAGGCAGAUGUGCUUCCAAGUGGGCACAAAGUGGAAGCAGAUUCAAAGAUCGUGUUCUCCAUUUACGCAAUGGGGAGAAUGAGAUCUCUAUGGGGAGAAGACGCAUCAGAUUUCAAACCAGAGAGAUGGAUUUCAGACAAUGGAGAUCUAAGACGUGAACCUUCAUAGAAGUUUAUGGCUUUUAAUUCGGGCCCGAGAACUUGCUUGGGUAAACAUCUUGCUCUCUUGCAGAUGAAGAUAGUAGCUGUGGAGAUCAUACAAAACUAUGACUUUAAGGUCAUUCAAGGUCACAAGGUCGAACCAGUUCCUUCUGUCGUAC
Molecule: messenger RNA, 1255 nt
Organism: Thlaspi arvense
Lineage: Eukaryota; Viridiplantae; Streptophyta; Magnoliopsida; Brassicales; Brassicaceae
Source: the annotation of a GenBank genome assembly